AUGGAAUCUUUCGAAGAACCCCGUAGCCAGCCCCAGGCUUUCAACUAUCCAUCCAUCAGGUCAUCAGAAGUCGAACAGAAUAACUCACAACCAGCUACAGCAAGUCAGCCUUCUCUCCCCCAAGAAAGCCUACAAAAAGCAGCUCAUGAAUUCGACCAGAAAGCUUUUCAUCCCGCUUUCUACAACAUGAAGCACGACCCACAAGGUUCUCUCGCCGCAAUGGCAUCAAACUACCACAACCCCUCAUUCUUCCAAGCCUGCAUGAAUUCAUACUACAGCCCAGCCGGACUGAUGCCCGCUCCCGGUCAGUUGGAACAGUGGAACUUCCACGAGCAAUUUCAAAUUCCAGCUUUUCAUCCGAACGUAGGUCUUCAUUCCUCAAACAAAGCUUCGUCAUCGAAAGAACACGCUGAGCCGUACAAAAGUCUUUCAAGUUCAGACUCGGAAGAAGCAAAAUCAGCAAAGAUGACAACUUCUCUAACCUCGAGUCACCUGAAAUCCGUGGAAGAACUCGUGAAGAAGUCAACUUCAACUCGGCAGCAUCCGCUCGACGUCAUUGACGAUGCUCCCCACGGCAAAGGCCUUUCAAAAGCAGAUCUCGCCUCUACUGCGAGGAAAAAGCGGCGUCCUUAUACAAAACAGCAGAUAUCGGAGCUGGAGAAAGAAUACAUGUCCUCGACUUAUAUCGCCAGAGAAAAACGGCAAGAGCUUGGAGAUCGGCUAAACUUGUCGGAUAGGCAAGUAAAAGUUUGGUUUCAAAAUCGAAGAAUGAAAGAAAAGAAGCUCCAACGAAUGGUCCAAAGAGGCCAGAGUAACUUUUUUACGCAACAACCGACGAUGAUGAAUGCACCGAUGGAUACGUACUACUGA
Messenger RNA from Oikopleura dioica, 870 nucleotides. The record is from the annotation of a GenBank genome assembly. NCBI's taxonomy places the organism in Eukaryota, Metazoa, Chordata, Appendicularia, Copelata, Oikopleuridae.